CCAAGAAGUUUGCAGUGCGUGAGGGAGUGAGAGAAUGGCGGGUGGCAAAGCCGCUCUCCUGGUGGCCCUGCUGUUCCUGAGCCUGGCCUUGGAGACCCAGCAGGCGGACAGCGGCGGGUACGACCCCGCCCCGACGCCGCUCACCACGUCCCACAGGAACAGGAAGCCUCCCAGGCCGCGUCCGCAUCCGCCGCGCCCUCGCCCUCGCCCUCGCCCCCGCCCACCUACACCUCCCACGCCAAUGCCGCCCCCGUACACUCCGUCCCCUCCUGAGCCUGAACCCACGCCGCCACCGUCCCCUCCUGAGCCUGAGCCCACGCCAACGCCGCCGCCGUACACUCCGUCCCCUCCGUCCCCUCCUGAGCCCACGCCACCCCCAUACGCCCCUGUCCCGAUGCCAUCUCCCUUCCUCGACCACGGCGCGGAAGCCGACUCCGCUGGCGUACAGGCCGCCGCCGACGCCGCCGACUACGAGGAGCCGCCAUCGACGCCGGCCUACAAGCCCAAUGUCUAGGGCUGUGACUGUGGGUCCCUGCCAACGCAUGCAGGGCCAUUCUCUCGGAGAUUAAAUAAUAUCAAUAUGUAGUCUGAAUAAUAAUGCAGAUUGCUUGGUUACCCGCUGCUGAUUUGUGUUCGUCCAGAGUUAGCGUGCUAUUAUGUGGAUGUGGGUAUUGCUACUGUUGUGGUCUUACUGUAAAACCAUUGUCUACUGAAUCUAUCGUGUGUCCUCCGCUGUUCAACUUCAACACGAGCAUGAGUUCUUUCGCU
Triticum dicoccoides is the source of this 768-nucleotide messenger RNA. RefSeq names its product extensin-like. The record is from RefSeq and is a predicted model, not a curated record. The coding region runs from base 35 to 514 and encodes 159 amino acids. The transcript has a single exon. Lineage: Eukaryota; Viridiplantae; Streptophyta; Magnoliopsida; Poales; Poaceae.